Molecule: messenger RNA, 778 nt
Organism: Echinops telfairi (small Madagascar hedgehog)
Lineage: Eukaryota; Metazoa; Chordata; Mammalia; Afrosoricida; Tenrecidae
Gene: CCDC152
Product: coiled-coil domain containing 152
Exons: 8
Coding region: 1-768 (255 amino acids)
Source: RefSeq, a predicted model, not a curated record
AUGGAUCAGAACAGUGAAGGAAGUUUGAAAAAGACUGGUGGUGUGAAUCUUGACAAACUUCUAAGUGACUUCUCACAGAUAGAAAAGAAAAUUAUAGAAAUCAAUGGAAAGAAUAGCAUACUGGAUAUAAAGUUGGAGAAAACUAGCUGUUUAUUGAAAGUCAUGAAAACAAAAGAGGUCUCAAUUGAAGAAGAAUGCACUACUCUUCAUAAUAUGAUAAAAGGAUUACAGCAGACCAUUGGAUAUCAACAUAAUUUGAAAGCUGAAAAUGAACAACUUAAAAAGAAUGCUGAUCUUAUGAAAGAGAAACUACAAUCUCACAAAAAGGAAUAUGAGAACAAUAUUGCCAAACUUAUUAACGAAAUGAAAAUCAAAGAGGAAGGAUACAAGACAGAAAUAAAGAAACUUUAUCAAGACAUGCAAACGCAAGUUGAAUUAAAUGAAGAAAAGCACAAAGAACUGAUAGAGGAAAAGAAGAUGGAAAUUUCAGAGUUAAAUGCCAAGUUAAGAACUCAAGAAAAGGAGAAACAAAAUGAAAUACUUAAAUUACAAAUAGAGUUUGAUGCCAAACUAGCAAGAGUUCAGACUAAAUCAGCAAAAUCAUAUCUGGAUUCUACAGCUUUGCCACAAAGCAUCUACCGAAGGAAGCUUCAACAUCUUCAAGAAGAAAAAAACAAGGAGGUGUCAGCUCUCCGUGAUACAAUUCGAGAUUUGGAGCGGCGCCUUUCUGCUUCCAAAGAUUGUCACCUUAAGCAUCGACGGUUUUGAUCAGAGCAGU